Argentina anserina (silverweed cinquefoil) is the source of this 1481-nucleotide messenger RNA. Its product is annotated as WAT1-related protein At5g40240-like. Gene Ontology annotation, molecular function: transmembrane transporter activity. Gene Ontology annotation, cellular component: plasma membrane. Lineage: Eukaryota; Viridiplantae; Streptophyta; Magnoliopsida; Rosales; Rosaceae. The record is from RefSeq and is a predicted model, not a curated record. The coding region runs from base 291 to 1361 and encodes 356 amino acids. The transcript is spliced from 9 exons.
ACGAGGAGACACUGUGCAGACAAAGAGAGGAUCUAUUAUUCUAUCAGAUCCCGCAGUCCGAUGUAGCCUGGUACAACUUGACUGAAAUAAAAUGCGGUGGAGUUUCAGAUAGAUGAAGCUGAAACACGUCAAACUUAGCAAACCCCACGUACAGGAGACUUGGGUCCUUCAAAGAUCGUUCCUUUUUCCUUGAAUCCUUUGGAAUGCCUGAAUCAAAGAGAGGUACAAGCAGAAGAUUAUUGGAAUACAGAGGAGUAAGAAGUGAUCUGUGAGUGUGGAGAGCGCUAGAGAUGGCAGUGGAAUCUCGUAUGUGGGGGGCAGUGCCUUUUGCUGCCAUGGUGUUGGUCGAGUGCGCAGAAAUUGGAGUAUCAACGAUAAGUAAAGCAGCCAUGUCAAGAGGGAUGAGCCAUUUUGUUUUCAUUGUUUACUAUAAUGCACUCGGUACUGUCCUGCUCUUCCCCUAUUUCAUCUUCCAAAGAAACAAGAGAGCUCCUUUGAGUUUCAAACUCAUUUGUAGAUUCUUCCUGCUUGGCUUAAUAGGGAGUUCAGGUAAGAUUUUGUUCUUUGCUGGUGUCAAAUACAGUUCACCUACCCUUUCGGCAGCACUGGCAAAUCUUACCCCCAUCUUCACUUUCUUGCUUGCCGUAAUUUUCAGGAUGGAAAAGUUCGAUUUGAGGCAAACCAGCAGUCAGGCCAAAUCAUUAGGCACCAUUAUAUCGGUAUUUGGGGCAUUAAUAGUAACCUUCUACAAGGGGCCUGCUGUUUUGAGGACUUCCUUACCACAUUCUGGCUUCAAAAAUCAGCAUAUACAUUCACAGCACUCAGCGUGGGUUUUCGGAGGUCUACUACUUGCAAUUCAGUGUAUUGUGUCUUCAUCAUGGAAUAUCGCUCAGGCAGCUACUGUCAAGGAUUAUCCAGAAGAAAUGACCAUAGUCUUCUUCUACACCCUCUUUUUGACGAUUCAAUGCUCAGUUAUCUCACUAUUUGUGGAAUGGAAAAAUCCAAGUGCAUGGAAAUUAAAGCCUGGAAUUGAGAUGGUGGCCAUUGUCUAUGCGGCUAUCUUCGUGAGUGUGUUCCGCAUUGGUGUUCAUGUUUGGUGCUUGCAUAAGAAGGGGCCUGUUUAUGUAGCCAUGUUCAAGCCACUGGGAAUUGCUAUUGCAGUGGCAAUGGUUGUUAUUUUCCUUGGUGAUGCUCUUUAUCUUGGCAGUGUGAUCGGAUCUAUUGUAAUCGCUCUUGGAUUUUAUACGGUGAUAUGGGCACAGAUAGAAGAAAAGAAGAUGGUGCCCGAUGAUGAAGCUCAAACACUAGAAUUAUCUAUCCAAAGGGAUCCCCUUUUGCCAAGUAAUGUAACUGAAGUAUAAGAGUUGUAAGUGAAAGUUGGGGCGGUUAUAGUACUGAAAUUACUAGAAUACUUGUCUUAAUUUGUAUAUUGAGUUUAAUAUAUAAACCGUUUUUGGCAUGAAGAGUCAUGUCAAAUUGAA